This is a messenger RNA of Geodia barretti, 756 nucleotides long. The record is from the annotation of a GenBank genome assembly. Lineage: Eukaryota; Metazoa; Porifera; Demospongiae; Tetractinellida; Geodiidae.
UUGACGUUCCGCAGACCACCGAGCUGCGCGCGCCAGAUCCAGUUGGCGACCGCGCAGUACCGCGUGGUCAAGAAUCGCCUGGCCAGGCGGGCCGUCGAGGGCACGCCGCACGAGGUGCUGAGCCCGCACUUUCGCGGGGCGACCGCGGUCGCCUACAGCAGCGCGGAUCCCGUCGCGCUCGCCAAGACGCUGGUUGCAUUCACGAAGACCGCGCCGGAGCUGAAGGUCAAGGCCGCGGUGGUGGAGGGUGAGGAGAUCCAGCCGGACGCCGUCAAGGCGCUCGCGGAGCUUCCGCCGAAGCAGGAGAUGCAGGCAAAGCUGCUCGCGGUGCUGAAUGCGCCGGCGACGCAGCUCGUGCAGGUACUGGGCGCCGUGCCGCGCAAUCUGGAGCAGGUUGUCGAAUACGUCAAGGGCAUUUCCGUUCUCGAGUUGUCGCGGCUCGUCAAGACCCUGGAAGAAGAGCUCGGCGUGUCGGCGGCGGCAGCCAUGCCGGUCGCGGUGGCCGGUGCGGCGGCGGGCGCGGCCCCGGCCGAGGCCGAGGAGCAGACGGAGUUCACCGUCAUGCUGACCGAGAUCGGCCCCAGGAAGAUCAACGUCAUCAAGGUGGUGCGCGAAGUUACCAGCCUCGGGUUGAAGGAAGCCAAGGACCUGGUGGAGGGCGCCCCGAAGGCGGUCAGGGAGGAGAUUCCCAAGGACGAGGCCGAGACCAUCAAGAAGAAGUUCGAGGGCGUCGGCGCCACGGUCGAGAUCAAGUGA